This is a messenger RNA of Schistocerca cancellata (South American locust), 8105 nucleotides long. Its product is annotated as facilitated trehalose transporter Tret1-like. Gene Ontology annotation, biological process: carbohydrate transport; transmembrane transport. Gene Ontology annotation, molecular function: sugar transmembrane transporter activity. The coding region runs from base 203 to 1648 and encodes 481 amino acids. Lineage: Eukaryota; Metazoa; Arthropoda; Insecta; Orthoptera; Acrididae. The record is from RefSeq and is a predicted model, not a curated record. The transcript has a single exon. Gene Ontology annotation, cellular component: membrane.
UGUGCUUAUGAUCUUCUUUGCGUGGGUGUGUAUAGGUGUAUUGUGGCAGCUGUCAAAACAUUGUGUGUUGUGAUGCUUGAAGUCUUUGUCUUGGUGUAAAACUUGUUUUAUGCUAUCACAAUUUAUUGAAAUGGACAGCACUUGGUAAAAACAGUUUCAUAAAUCCACCGACAUUUUGUAAUUGGCACGUUUAAAGUUAAAAAUGAAUAACACCGAAAUUGAACGGGGAGAAGAGUCUGUCAGUGGUGGAGCGGACGAAAAUAUAAAUCUGACAUCGCACAGCAGAACGCAUUUAUUAAAUCCUUCCAGAAUAAAUAGACUUCCUCAGUUUGUGGCUGCGUUUGUAGCUACAAUUGGCGCAUUUGCAAUGGGUACAGUUAUGGCAUGGACUGCACCAGCCAGCGGGGAAUUACAAUCUAAAUUCAAUUUCAACAUCUCAGAAAUAUCAUGGAUUGGUUCAUUUGUAGCACUUGGUGCUGCAGCAGUUGUGUUACCUGUCGGGUAUUUAACUGAUAAGCUCGGCCGCAAAUUGACCAUGCUAAUUUUGGUUACACCAUUCUUAGGAGGAUGGGCUGUUAUCUUGUGGGCCAAAACUUGGGAAGCAUUAUGCGCUGGUCGUUUCAUAGUUGGAAUGGCUGGUGGAGCUUUUACAGUAACAGUACCUAUUUAUAUUGGUGAGAUAGCUGAUAAUGAAAUACGGGCAACUCUCGGUAGUUUCUUCCAGUUAAUGGUGGUUGUUGGUGUGUUGUUUGUGUACAUAGUAGGUCGGGAAUGUAAUUUGUUUUGGAUGAGUGCCAUAUGUGGGCUUGUCCCAAUCGUUUUUGGCGCAGCCUUUGUUUUUAUGCCGGAGACACCUGCAUACUAUUUAGGAAAAGGCAAGGAAGAUGCAGCAAGGAAAUCACUUCUGUGGUUGCGUGGAACUGAAUGUGAUUUGGAACAAGAUAUAGCGCAAAUGAAGCAAGCGGAAGAAAACAGCUCAAGGCCAAGACCACCAGACUCUCGAAGUGCCACGAAGAUGUCACUGUUUAUUGCACUUGGACUUAUGACAUUUCAGCAGCUGAGUGGCAUCAACGCCAUUAUAUUUUACACAACAGACAUAUUCCAUGCAGCUGGAAGCACAAUUGAACCCAGUAUAUGCACUAUUGUAGUUGGCACUAUGCAAGUGGGGGCAACACUUUGUUCGUCAUUAGUCAUUAACCGAUUAGGCUGUCGUGUUUUACUGCUUACUUCUGGAUUUGUGAUGGCAACUUGUACGUACACGCUUGGAGUAUUUUUCCAUCUCCAGGCCAGGUAUGGUGUAGACUAUGUUAGAAAUUUUGAUUGGUUGCCAUUGGCCAGCCUUUGCCUUUACAUUAUAGUUUUUUCUAUUGGCUUCGGACCUGUUCCUUGGAUGAUGAUGGGUGUCCUUUUCCCGCCUCAUAUAAAGGGACUUGCAAGUUCCAUUACUUGUUUAGUCAACUGGAUGUUAGUGUUUGUUAUUACAAAAUUUUUUGCAAAUCUGUUAGUGUUUGCAGGCACAGCUUCAACAUUUUGGCUCUUCUCAUUAAUAACUGCAAUUGGCACAGUCUUUGUUUUCUUUGUUGUUCCAGAAACUAACGGAAAAUCACUUGAGGAAAUUCAAAUGGAGUUAUCAGGCAGUGAAAGUUAACUUUAUUUAUUGGAAUUUUAUUUAUUUAUUUGUCCAUAUAAAUCUCUUUUUAAGUACAUAUAUUGUACACAGAAUCACUUUGUAGAAAUGAGAGCAAGAUAUAUCACUCAUAACAGAUGAUGAUUAAUGCAGCUAUGUGUAUCAAACAGUUAGGUUCUUAAUGAAGAUAUAUGCCCAUGUCUUUUUAUAUCAUCAUCUGCUGUGAAAGAGUAACUUGAGGUUUAUGGCUUACUGUUAUUUUAUACUCCAUUUAUAAUGUUUAAAAUUUACCAAAGAACAAUGAACUAUGGGUUCCCACUAUUCUGCUAAAAUAUACUCAACUCUUUAGUUUUACAUUUUUAAGUUCAGAUGCCUGCCUAGUGCUAUCUUUUCCUAUGUGUGGUAGUAAUGGACUGCAUACUUUUCAACUCCAUAUUUAUGUGGGUAGAAACAUCCAGGGGUAAACUGGUGUUGUAAUUACAUUUAUUUUUACAAAGUGACCCUGAAAUGUGUGAAAAUUCAGAAUGGUAUAUUGUUAUACUAUAAACAUGUAUAACUUAUGUAAUUUAUAAUUUGUGAUUGAGAUGUUCAUUGAUAACUCAAUAUUUUUCCCUUUAGAUGUGUGUGUUAAAUAUACUUAAAGACGACUUAUGUCUGCAUGUUACUGUGAUAGUUGUAGGGGAAUGAUAUUGAGAACUACAGAGUGUAUAAUUGUGUUGUUGUAAAAUCCUGGUUACAGGUGGAUAUAAGAUAAUUAACGCUUACCUAACAGCAUUAUGAAUGCUACUAAAUAAAGAAGUGUUAAUGUAAAGAUUUCCAAGCAUUGGUUUUUUUUUUUUUUUAUAUCUGCUGAAGAUUAUCUGUGGGGCAUAGAAAAGUGGAUUUGAAUUUCUUUAUUGAGCCUGUAAAUCAUAAUUUAGUAUGUAGUUUGCACAAAUAACAUUGAACAGUGAGGUCUGAUAUACUAAAUAUCAUUUAUAUAUGCCAUUUUGAAAAAUAGUUAAGUAGGCCUACAUGCUGCAUGAUGGUAACAUCUAUAAAAACAAAUAAAAUCACCCAAAGAAUAGUAUGGUUGAUGAAGUAUAUUAAUUCUUGUGGUGUUCCAAAUACUCAGAAACAGAAUACAAGCAGUACCCUUUGUGUGUAAUUUUAAACAUCUGUAAAUUGGGUAUAUGUUUCAAAUAGGAUAGCUUGUGGCAUAAUGGUAGUGUGAUACAGUCCUCCUAUAUAAAUGUAUUGUAAUGACAUGUAGGUUAUGCUUAUGCCUAGGAACAUAAGAGUGAAAAUCACAGUAAUGCUUGAAGAUCUUCUUUUAAUGUGCUUCCUUUUGUGAAGGUAAUGGAAACACAGAAUGGACAGUGUACUGAGACUUUUAAAUAUUCGUCUGUAGGAGUUUCUAUAUUUAGCAUGUUUUAUUAUUCUGACAAUCUUUUUCUCUAGUCUCAGUGUUUUUCUUUUAAUUAUAGAGUUCCUCCAAAAAGUAAUUCAAACAUCAGUGUAUUUGUAUAUUUAUUGAUCCACUCAAUCGUUCAAUGUACAGAAGUGUACAUGUAACAUGAUAUUGCACAAGUUAAACAAAUGAAAUGAGAACAUAUACAGACAUAGCUCUGCUUCUUAUAGUGUGCAUCUCACUGAAGAUCUAUUACAUAUGUAUCCAGAAUAAUACCAGAGUAAGAAUAAGUUCAAAUAAUAAUGCUGGCUGUCAAACAGCAUACGUUCGUUAAUGGACAAUAGGUUAUUUGUAAUGAAACAUCUUGAAUUUUGAAACAUAAUAAUAUAUAUAAUUUAAUUUAUGAUAGAUCACAUUCAAGAAAGUCUUGUAUGCUGUAAAAGUAAUGCUUUGUUAGGAGUGCUCUUAAGGGUGUUUUUUGUUGAAUGCUUUGUACUUGUGGGAGAUGGUUGUAGAGUUUGAUUCCCAUAUGUUUAACACUAUUGCUGUACAGUUUAGUAGAAUGUGGAACUAGCCUUAACAAUUUUUUUGACCUUGUGUCAUGGUGGUGGCUGUUCAGAUUCCUGUGCAGUCUGUUGAUGUUUUGUUUAAUAAAACAGAGAAUUUGCAAUAUACCCCAAAAAAUAAUUCCAUGGCGUAGUACUGAAUGGAAAGAGUAUAAUACAUGUAUGUCAAUGUGCUGGCAUUUAGCUUGUCCCUCACUGAGUGGAGCAUAAAACAAACUUUGCUUAGCCUGGAUCAUGUCAAUAUCACUGUUCCAAGAGAAUGUAUCAUUCAUGUCAAUCCCUAAGAAUUAUGUUUCAUUGACAAAUUCUAUAGUGUUACAGUUGUAACCUGGGGAGUUCUGUUCUGAAUGUUGUAAAACGUUAGGCAUAUUGUCUUUUUUGCAUUUAGGAGCAGUCUAUUUUAUGCAAGCCAUGAAUCUAGUUGGGUUGUAUUUCUAUUAACUACUGACUGAAGAGAUUCAUCUGUAUUUGAUGUAAGGAUAUUAGUAUCCUCAGCGAAUAAAAUGCCUUGCUAGUGGGUGGGGUGGAAGGGAGGUCAUUUAUUUAAAGUGGAAAUAAUAAUGGACCUACAACAGAGCCCUGUGGCACACCAUGUUUUAUGAUAUAUCGAUGAAUGCACCACAUUUAGUGUUCUGAAUGAUUGACUUCAUUUGUAUGAAUGUACUGUGCCCAGUCUGACAUAGCUGCUGAGCCAGCCGUUAGUAUUCCCCAUUUCCUGUAAGAUACAACUUUGGCAAAAGUAUGUUGUGAUUUACCAUGUCAGAAAUCUUUCUGAGGUCAACAAAGACAUCUGUAGCUGGGCAUUCCUUGUCAACAAGAUGUACAGUAGAAUCGAGAAAUUCAGAUAUUGCAUCAGUAGUAGUUUUAUUUUCUCAGAAAUUAUGCUGAGCAGAAGAAAAUGUAAUGUUUCCCUAAUAAAUGAUUUUAGUCUGGCAGCCAUUGCAUAUUCAAAUAUUUUGCUGAAUAUAGACAGCGCUGCAACUGGACGGUAGUUGCUAGGAUCAUCUUUUUUUGAUCCCUUCUAUGUAUGGAUAUGAUUUUUGCUAUUUUAAGUUUUCUUGGGAAUACUGUAUCUGAGAAUGAAGCAUUUGUUACAUGAGGCAGUGGUUCAUUAACAAAUUUGCUGCAGCAGUGAAGAAGGAAGCAAGAGAUCAUGUCUUCUCCUGCUGAUGAUUUUUUUCUUUAUUUUAUUAUGAAUUAUCUUUUCUAUCUCUGCUCCUAAUGUUGGUUAAGGUAUUGAGAACUGGUUUGGAGGGGGGGGGGGGCAAUUACUUUUUAGGUGUUCUAUUAGUUUUUAUACAGUUAAAUUCCCGAGCUACUUCCUCUUGGUCAGUAAUAAACAUUGCAUUUACUUUAAGUUUAAUGUUACUAACACUAUUUCUAGUACUACCUGUUUUUGCAUUAAUUAUUUGCCAUAGGCAUUUGCUUUUGUUAUAUGAAGGGUGUCAUUGUGUAGUUUUUUUGCAGCAUUCGCCCCAUUUCUAAUUAUUCUUUUGUAGGCAGUGAAAUACUUCUUAAAUUGUUCACUUUGCCAAGAUUUGUCUUGCUGAGGGAGGAAAGCUCUCUCUUCCUCUUUGCUGAGGUUGUAAUACCUGUUGUAAUCCAACUGGGGAUACCCUGUUGUUAUGUAUAUUUUUGUUUUUAAAGGGAAAUGGCAAUUGAAUUAGCAACAGAAAAUGUUUAAAAAGGUUUCAAACUUUCGGUCUACUGUUUGAGAGUGGUGUAGUGUCUCGCAAUUUUCUCUCUACAUAUAGUACAAAAAUUAAGAACAUUGCUUUGACAAAAAUUUCUGCUUUGUAUUGUCAUUGUUGUGAGUUGAGGUUUACUUCUCAGAAAGACUGGCUGUAUAAUUGGUGCAUUAUGAUCAGAAAAUCCUAGAUUUACAGACCUAACAGAACAAUCCAUGUUGUUAACUACAUGGUGAAGAGCACUUACGCACUUACACUAUGGUUGACUACCCUAGUAACUGGAUGCUGCCAUGGUACAUUGUGGUCUCUGAUGCAUGGCCUGCAUUUUGUGAGAGGAUUCUUACAAGGAGGUUGUUUCAAAAAGGACUUUACAACUUUAAAAAUAAAUAUAAAUUUAUUGAAAGAAGAUAGAGAGCUGAGUUUAGUGUUAUUUUGUAAGGAAACGCAUAAAAUUUUUUUUCACCAUAAACUAAAGAUGUUGUAUGUGUCUUCCAUUGAUUAUCCUGCACACAUCCUAUCGGAAGUCAAUUUCUGCCCAAACUCACUGUAGCAUUGCAGGUGUAACUUGCUCAGUGGCAGUGUAAAUUCUUGCUCUAAGUUCAGGCAGAGAAGCUGGCACAGGAGGACAAACACAAUAUCCUUGAUGAAACUGCAUUUAAAAAAAUCAAGCGAUAUCAGGUCUGGGGAACAUGGGGAUCCAUGCAAUUGGUGCCUGAUGGCCAAUCAAUUGACCUGGAAUGUGAUCACUGAGACCCUAUUUCAACAAAACAUUUAUGCCACUCACAAACUGUAGCACUACUAGGAGAAUCUUUAGCAUACUUCGUAGGGGAAUUAUGCUGAACUGUUGUUGCUGACUUCAAUUCUUCAAACCAAAACACACAGCUAACAUGCUUGUGUCCAGUGAAGGCAACCGUCUUUAAUGCAACUGCCACUAGUGCUCUUUACAGUGUGAUUUGGCACUAGUGAACUAUGCGAGACAAAACUUGAUGUAUUUCCCUACAAAUUGACACUACAAUCACCUCUGCAGGAACUAUGAAUUAAUUUAUAUGAAUUUUCAAUGUUGUCAAGUCAUUUUUGAAACACCCUGUAUAUGAAUGUAUAUAACAUUUUAUUUACAUGAUUCAGGUUUUUCCUGAAUAUGCAUACUUAAAAAUUUUGCCUCUCUCACCAAUGGCACAAGUUUUCCACCAUCAUUCAGAAUCAGUGUUUCAAGGUGAAAAUAUUAUUAUUACUGUGGUCCCAUUAGUUACAUUUUUGCCCUUGAUAGUCAUUAACAUAAAGUAUGAAAAUGGACCCAAGAACUUACCCUUGGAGUCCAUAUGUGAUAUUUUUGUGCAUUAUUAUGAAAAUUAGGAACUUUGUAUGUUUUUGUAUCUUCUUGUAUAUUAUUUGAGUGAUCUGUUAAUCAUGAAUGUAAGAAUUGAUCUACCUGCUUGGUUGGUUAUUUAGUUUCUGCAACAGAAUGUCAGUUACAUCAAAAGCUUCACUAAAGUCAAGAAUAUUCAAAAAAAAAUGUUGUAGCUAAAAUUUACAAUCGGCUGCCCAUGCUCAUCUUAGGUUUCCUUGACGGCCCUAUGUAAAGUUUUACCGAUGUUGCGUAUUAUCUGCUACAGUUAGUAUUUUAUCUAGGAAGGUGAAAACAGCUGACUGGGUGAUCUCCAGUUCUGAAUCCAUGUUUUGAAUCACUUGUUAUCAUUUCUUUAUUUAGGAAGGCUGUUUCUCUCCUAAGAAACAGUUUCUCAAGAGUUUUCCCAAAAGUUUAAUAAGACUGAUACAGGCUUAUAGUUUGCUGCUUUACAUUUGUCUCCUUUCUUGUACAGUGCUGUUACUGUUGCAGUUUCCAGACAUUUUGGGAAUAUACCACUCAUCAAAGAUGAAUUGUAAGGCUUCUUGUGUAAAUACUGCACUUGCUUUGAUGAUAAUACCCAGUAUAUAAGCAGCAAACACUGAAUAUAUAUUGGGUCAUCUUUUUAUAAUCAUAGAUAAUUUCUCAGGUGUCGUAAAAGACAUGAAUAGUGUUCUUGUAUGUAUUUUUGAAUGUGGCGGUAGUCUGUUAUUAUGUUGCUGCAUUUUAUGGUGUUUGGUACUCAUGUGUUGUGCAGUACUUGAAAAGUAAUGGUUAAAUUUACUAGCCACUACUGUGGGGUCAGUUACUUUAUUGUUGGUUUUUUUUAUGUUGUAGUGGUCUAAAGUCAUUGCAUCUGUUUCUUUUUUAAUGUUUUUCCAGGUUGCUUUAGUCUUGUUCCUGGAAUUUUGUAUUUGUGUGUCAUUUUCUGCCUCCUUUCCUUUUGAUAUCACUUGCCUAAGUAUUCAUUUAUACCGUUUAAAAUCAUCAAUAAAAAGGAUUCAUGGUUUACUUUUAUUUGGCAUGAUAUUUUUAUUCCUGCUGUAAUCCACUUAUGAAUUACAGACUUUAUGUACAGAAUUUAUUAGUAAUGUUUGUUUGUCAAAAGCUAUUUAAAAAAUUAAAAAAUGUUUAGUUGGCCAUAAAUUUGUCAAACUUAUCAUUUGUAUUAUAUCAAUAAGAAUAAUCACUUUUUGAAAAUGUAGUUGGAUAGAUGAAAAAUGUACUCACCAAGCAAUGGCAAGAGAAAACACACACAGAAGCUGAGGAAAUGUUCAAAGCUUUAGGAACCAAGAGGUAUUGAAGGGGAAGGAAGAGGGAUAAAGGAAAAGGACUUGUGAGGUUUGAGAAAUGGGGAGAAUUCUUUUCCCUUCAACCGUUUGCCAAGAGGAGGAAUUCUGGCUCUGAAAGGCUCACAUUUCCUUAACUUUCAUUUGUUUUUUCUACUGCUGCCAUUUUAUGAAUAGAUUUUUUUAUCUACCUAAUUAUA